GUACAUAUGUCAAGUCUCUCCAUCUUCUCCACGCUGGAGGAGGUGAUACCAGUAUCGGACGAGGACCUCAGAGCUGGUAUCGGAUCAUUGGCCCCUCAAAUCGUUACAGAGUAUGUGUUCUACCUGAGAAACGUAGAGAGAAAAAACCGAGCAGAAAAGGAUGUAGCAGUGGCGGAAAAAGAUGUAGCAGUCGCGGAGAAUGUACGGUUAGAGAGAAAGUUGGAAACAUUACAGAAGGAGAUGGACAGGACCAUGAAAAUGCUAAAUGAUCAUGAUGUACCAGCCUGCGCUCCGCCCUUAUACAACGCCUUACCCGACCUUCCAGCAGUGCUGAACGUUGAUGAUACACUGGUACCCCUUGCCCCACCCCUAUACAGCGUACCUCGCACCACCAGUACUGUUGGUGCUGCACCACAACGUUUACCACCACCAAAUGAACAACAUGGGUGUCUGAUACAGGCAAUAGAUGGCCCUGCAGCUGGCUGCGCUCUGACUCACAACUCUGAUAGGAGGAACAAUUUCUCUUACUGGAUUCACACUCAACAAACAUGGCUAGUACAGAACUAUGACAGGUGGCUAGUGACAAAAUGUGAAGUCAACUCUCAGGAUUGUUACAAAAUCAAAGCUUUGGAUAGUAGUGAUGGUAGCGACCACGUGUUUACUGUUAAGCUAGAGAGCUGGAAUUCACAGUAUGCUGAAAAGAAAAUAUCUGGUGUAACCAGGAUGAGGAUCAAAGAGCAGCUAUCAGAGACCGGGCCCUACAGAUUGGGAGUAGACUUUGGAUUCUGUGAGGGAAAGAUUUGGGUAAACAAAGGCUGCAGAGCAGUGUUCGAGGUGACAACAAACCAGGAUCCCAACGCUGGUCGAAUGUUAGUGGUACUAAAUGAUAAACACGGAGAUGACGGUAGAGCACUAGUUCACGAAACCCCACAUAGCAAAGCAAACGAGUGCUGGAUGAUCGAGUAUAUCAACGGAAGUAACAGGAGGUUAGGUUGCAGAAUACGAAAAACUCAAGAUAUUCAUAUAAAUAAAUACCUCGUGUCUAGAAGACAGCGGGAUGAGGGAACGUUUUGGGUCGACGUAACGGAAGAUGUUGAAGAUGCGACUUUGUGGCAGAUUAUUGACCAACAGUCAGAAUCUUCUGUGAUAAAUGCUCAUGGUGCACCACCCUCUGAUCCACCCUCUGCAUCACCCUCUGCUCCACCCUCUGCAUCACCUUCUGCUCCACUCCUAUACGACAUACCUCCCUACCUGCCCACUACCAGUACUGCUGGCGCAAGUUCUAGUUCGUUUCAAUGCUCAACUUCACCUGAACAACAAGGGUAUGUGAUACAAACAAUAGACGGACCUGCAGCUGGCUGCACUCUGACUCACAACUCGGACGAAAGGAGCAAAGUUUCUUACUGGGUCCACACUCAACCACCAUCUGCUCAAGGAAAAUAUGACCUUUGGAAAAUAAAAAGAUGUGAAGUUAAUUCUCAGGAUUGUUACAGAAUCGAAGCUUUGGAUAGUAGUGAUGGUAGCGACCAACUGUUAACUGUCAAGCUAGAGAGCUGGAAUUCACAGUAUGCUGAAAAGAAAAUAUCUGGUGUAACCAGGAUGAGAAUCAAAGAGCAGCUGUCGGAGACCGGGCCCUACAGAUUGGGAGUAGACUUUGGAUUCUGUGAGGGAAAGAUUUGGGUAAACAAAGGCUGCAGAGCAAUCUUCGAGGUGACAACAAACCAGGAUCCCAACGCUGGUCGGAUGUUAGUGGUACUCAAUGAUAGACACGGAGACGACGGUAGAGCAAUAGUUCACGAAACCCCACAUAGCAAAGCAAACGAGUGCUGGAUGAUCGAGUAUAUCGACAAUGAAAACAAAAGUUUGGGGUGCAGAAUACGAAAAACUCAAGAUAGACAAAAAGAUAAAUACCUCGUAUCGAGAAGACAGCGGGAUGACGCAACGUUUUGGGUCGAUGUAACGGAAGAUGCUGCAGAUGCGACUUUGUGGAAGAUUGAUCAACUUGGAACUUAUUGAGACCAUGCAGGUGACAAACACGUGAUAAUGAAACGCUAAAAUAAUAUUAACUCUACUAGUGGCUAGUACUUAACCGUCUUUAUGAUUAAAUGUUAAUCUGGAUAUACAAAAACAAAAUUGAGUAUUUGGAUUUUUAUCAGCAAAUAUCUUAUUGUACUGGUUGGGGAAAUCCUUUGUAGGUUUGCAAAAUUUACAAUGUGAAGAUGUUUUUACCAAGGUAAAUUCUAUUUGUAAUGUACGAGGAUUAUGACUCCUCGGAGUCCAUUUCAUUUAAAUUAAUUCCUUCAAUAAUGUCCUCAAUAAAUGUAUUUAUUUGUAUUUGUGAAAAUAGUUUAAAACUUAACGUUGUGUGGAUUUUGAAGAAUAUUCGACCUAU
Bolinopsis microptera is the source of this 2392-nucleotide messenger RNA. RefSeq lists its product as uncharacterized. The transcript has 11 exons. The coding region runs from base 7 to 2016 and encodes 669 amino acids. NCBI's taxonomy places the organism in Eukaryota, Metazoa, Ctenophora, Tentaculata, Lobata, Bolinopsidae. The record is from RefSeq and is a predicted model, not a curated record.